Messenger RNA from Symsagittifera roscoffensis, 7111 nucleotides. RefSeq lists its product as uncharacterized. The transcript is spliced from 12 exons. Gene Ontology annotation, biological process: negative regulation of DNA-templated transcription; regulation of transcription by RNA polymerase II. Gene Ontology annotation, cellular component: transcription regulator complex; histone deacetylase complex. NCBI's taxonomy places the organism in Eukaryota, Metazoa, Xenacoelomorpha, Acoela, Convolutidae. Gene Ontology annotation, molecular function: transcription corepressor activity. Bases 311 to 6628 code for a protein of 2105 amino acids. The record is from RefSeq and is a predicted model, not a curated record.
AGCGAUGAUUUUCAUAACUUUUUUAGAGACUUGGAUUUUACAUAAGGAUGACCGCGAUUAUAUUAGACUUCUGAAACAUUUUCGAUGCCAUCUGAAUCAAUAAGCAUAUUCUGGCUGAAACAAAAUCAAAGCCGAAGCAUGUAUGCAAGGAAUAUAUAUGUCGACUCUGAGAACGAACGAAUGCUCCGAUUCAGAACUACUGCAUAUGUGUACCACUGAGACAUCUAGACUGGUCUUGGACCCUCUGAUAAACUCACUGGAGACACUUAGUUGCUGAUUGGUAGUAUCGAACUCUUUCUGGGCGAUUCAAAUGAUUACGAAGCGGGAACCGAUGGUGUCUAUGGGAGUGAACGAUGGCAGUAGUCGUAUUUCAACUCCCUCGCCCUCAUCAUCCUGCUGUUCUUCCUCAACUGUGGACCAACUCCAGUUUGCCAUCUCUUCACCACCAUCUACUGUGUCAUUUCCCCGCUCAAUGGGAAACUCUUCUGGCACACAUAACCUCCUGGACGGUAGAGACCUCCAACACCUCUCGCCCUCUCCUGGAAAUGGGAGCAACAGCAGCAUCGCCGGAGUCAUGUCGCUGGCAUCAAUGGCCGCCGCAACGCCAUCCCCCACCCACUCUCUCCACGCAAUGGGGAUGGGGGGAAGCAACAUCUUCAUCACGCCCCCCUCACAUCACAUGCACUCGCCCCCCGAAAUAGCAGGUAUGGGGGGACUCAGUCCGGAAGGAAUCGAGGGUGUGUCCGCUCUAUCCCCAUCGUCACUGAACAUGGCAGCUGUAUUUGCGAACUCGGCUCAUCAUAAUACCCCAAUGGGUGGAAGUCCUGGAAACAAUUCGAUGGGAGUGAAGAAUCACCAGAUGUGUGGAGAGUGUGGUAAAGUGUUCACUUCGUCCAGUGCUCUGGCCAAACACAAGCUCACACACAGUGACGAGAGGCGCUACUCAUGCAACCUCUGCCACAAGAGAUUCAAACGGCAGGACCACUUAAAUGGGCACAAAUUGACUCAUAGUGCGACGAAGCCGUUCGUGUGUUGCGAGCCAGAGUGUGGAAAGAGCUACUGCGACCAGAGGCAGCUGAAGAGACAUUUGGCCAACCAGCAUGGCAAGCUACAGGUGGACUAUGCACAGCUGCGCAAGAGCAAACUCUUCUCGCCCUCGAACACCACUCUGGUGACUAUCCAAGGGGUAAAUGGGAAUGAGACGCAGAUGUAUGCCAUAGCAGCCGCCGCCUCAGACGAGAACCCAACCAUCGAGAAAGAGUCAACUUGUCCUGUCUGUCACAAGACAUUCCCCACCCUCCCUGCACUCAAUGGCCACAUGCGAUUGCACGGGGGCUACGACAAAGAGACAAAAGAGCAGGCACUCAAGGAACGAGACAGGGACAAGACAUCAUCUCACAAGUCAGCUAACAAAUCAUCCACAGCUGUCAGUAGCAAUGGAACCCUUUUAUCAUCGACGUCCGGCUCCUAUUCUGGGCUAUUUGAUGAUCGGGACCGUUUUGGUGGCGGGUCUGUUGGGGAGGGAGCAGUGACAGUCAGUCUUCCCCUGAGCAUCAAUUCCAAUCCAACAUCUGCAUCGCCGCCUCUGCCCACACUCUGUAGUCUGAACAGUAGCAAUGGGGGACUAGGAUCCAACUCUUCCUCCAACGUGUCUUCCCCUGCCCAGCCGCUGGCUUUGACAGUGCCUCACAAAACACUAUCAUCCGAAGUGCAACUGCCCCGCUCACAGAACCAGAGUCCUCAGCUUAACCUACAACAUCAUCUAGCUGCCUUUUCUCAACCGCACGAGAAGAGCCUGACGACAGAUGUUGAGCAGUCACGCAAUGUACUGAAUCAGAACCAAGUGCAGAAUCCUCAUGAUUUGGUAUCCUCGAAUCCCCUGAUCUCGGUUCUGAGAGAUGCCAUAGUAUCACAGUCCAUAUCCAUGUCCUCUCAAGGGAACCUGAUGCCCUCUCACCACAAUAUCCCAUUCCAGAACCAUUUUAUACCUACCCCGCCCUCGUCGUCCACACAUAACUCCUUCUCAGUGAUGGAUCUGAUGCAACCAUAUGCUUCCGAAGCCUUGGACUCAUUGAAGGGAACUAUGAUGACUAAAGUAGAACAAUCCACUUGUGAGGCGGACCGGAAACCACUCAUCACCAACAAGUUUUUCAACCCGGCAGUGUUUGCUUCUAGUUUUGAGAAAGUGGUGAAACAUCGAACGAUUCCUGGCACCGCCAUGCAAUCUAUUGAGCAUCCCAUGGAAAGCGAUCACACGAUAUUAAAUGUACAGUCGCCUCAAGGAGUCGCAAUAUCAGAGCAAAACUACACGCAUAUCACUGGUUCGUUGCAGAAAAGUCAGUCGUCACAGUCGAUGACUCUGGCCUCUUCUCAAAACAGCUUUUCUGUGGAUUCAAUCCAACAGCCUUCGAUUAACCGUGUGGAUCUCAGCAAGUCAAACCACAUGGGCCUUCCCCCUCAGUCUGCCUUGAAGUCGCCUUUCAUCGCCAGGAGUCCGGGGCCUUCCAAAUCAGUGCACUUCGUCUUUCCCCCACCCACAAGUCACGCCCUCACGAGGAACAGCCACAGUGACCAAAAUUUAUUGAGAGAGCAAGGGUACGCUGGCAACAACAUCCAAAGCAGCUCCCCAGAACUGAAAAACUUUCGAGGUUUCCCAAAACCCACAGCUGGAAUCGUGGCGUCAUCCUCUGAGAUGAAGCGAGAUGUUCAAAGCACUUCACGGACAUACGAAAGACUUCCACCGCCCUACAGCGUAGCAGCCGACUCAGAUGACUAUGGUAAUCUGACAGCAACAAAAUCGGGACUGAAAGGGCCUUCAGCGUUGCCGAGACAUCUGAAUACUUCUAGAAUGGACUCGGUAACGAGCCGGAACCGCAGUUUCUCAGUGGAUGAAAGAGCUUUGAGACCGAAGCCGGAGCUAGAUGAGUUCCUGACUGUAUGUGACGAGUACAUUCAGAGUGAAUUGGAAAAAAUGAACAGGCGUCGAAUGACUCUGGGUGGUGCAGACAGCCGGGAACAGGGUUAUCUGAAAGUGAGCACAGAUGGUUCAAGUGCUAGGAUGGGAGCCACUGGAGGUUCUCAAGACAGCACGGGUAGUAAUUCAAGUUCCAGGCAUGAAUCGCCCAAUAUCUCGCCGACAGAAAAAGACGUGGUGUCGCGACUUAAAAGUAAUAUCGUAGAGGAAGCAGAGGCGGUCGAAGGAUGUUUUGGGGAACAGGAGGAUAUGGAUGAUGAAGAUGAUGACGCAUUCCUACCUCCUGAUGCAGUAGUGACUUCUGCACAGCUAUGCAAUAUCAAAUACCCUCUUCACAUGCCUUCGUCGUCUGCAAUGACGUCAAGCAAAUCGCAGUUCAAAAGACCAGCGCCUUUGAACAUUCCGAAAAGCGUGAGCAACUUCACGAGAACGAGUCAACAGACAAGUGGCGCUGGGUCGUGGAGACCCGAAUACUACAAGCACUGUCUGUCAGCUUCUUUCGCUGUAGACAACAACGACAAUUCUUUGUUUCCGUUUGCAAACCCAGCCACAAGCCAGGAACAACCCUUGACUCCAUCGCAUGCAAACACAGGACUGCUUACUCCAGACCGAUUGGACGAACUAUUUCCAGACGAACCUGUUUUGAGGCGCAAUUCGGUUGCAACAUUCCCAUGUAGAUUAGACGAGGAAAUUGUGCAUUGUUCCAAGGAAGUCCCCAUCACUACCUUCGCCAUGCAGCUCGUCGGUCCGCCUAACAUUUCAGCUGAAUCUAACCCUACCAAGGGAUCCCAAUAUAGCACAGAGUCGGGAAAGAGUUCUUUUGGCGGAAUUAGCGGAGGAGGAAACUUGGGUCUAGUUGUAUCGGUGUCGGGAAGAAGACAUUCAACAAGCGAAGUGUCCCCUUCGAAACUAAACAACAAUCUCUCUCCUCCAGGAGUGUUCAAAGUGCCAGGUUCCAUAGCACCCUCAGUCAUGACUGCACAGCCGAUGUCUGCAAGUGGAAGCAAGAUGGGUCCUGGUAGUAGUAACAGACAUCACAGUUCUAUGGCGGUGGUGAUGGAAGAAAGAUUCCAGUUCCAGGGAGAUAGAGAUGGUUUGGGGUCUUGUGAGGAGACUCCUCCGAGUAAUAUGCGACGCAGCUUCAAGCCCAGACCCAUACACAUUCCCAAGCAUAUCUCAACUGGUGUCUUCCGAAGCUGCCUCAAAUCUCCCAGACUGAGUGUGGGUGGGUAUGGAAGUGGCGCUGCUCUGAUGAGUGGGGGAUUUGGACUGGAGAGUGCCCCCUACACUCCCCCUCCGAUGCUCACCCCCAAGAGACUGGGACCAGGGCUGUUCACCGGCAACUUCCCAAACGCCUCCUUUGAGAACAGACAACUCCGAAGAAGUGAACGAUCGGGGAGCUUCAGUGCGGACAUAGCUAAUAUGAAUGAGCCGGAACUGGAGCCGAAGAUCAAUGUCGGAGCAUCGUUCCAAGCAGAAUUGCCCCCCUCUCCUUCCACCCCAGGGGGGUUGGAUGAGAUAGAAGAUAGGGCAGUCCUUUUGUGGGCACCCAUGUUUGACUGGUCCGUAAACGACAUCGAGAUCGACCAGUAUCUGUCGGCGGCGAACUCCUGCUGUGUGAAUGGGGGAGGGGGCAACACUGAGCUGGCCUUCCACCAAUUGGCGAAGGCGGGGGGCAAUGUGAAGGUUGCCAUGCGUAGUCUGCUGCAGAGAAGACAAAAACUCCACCUCACAGACCCUCUGUCAGACUAUCACUACCAGAAUGGUGCUUACUGGUCCACCGAGGAGAAGCAAGUGUUCGUGAGAUGCUGGAGCUCAUUCGGAAAGGACUUCUACGCUAUGGCUAAAUAUCUGACGAGCAAGCGACUGUCUGACAUAGUGGAGUACUACUACUGUUGGAAGCUAAUAUCCCCAGACUACAAGAAGAUGAAGAACAGUGGGGGAGAUACGAUCUCACACAAGAAAAUGACAGCUGUCAGUCCAGCCUCGAGUAUCCACAGACAGAGUAGCAGUGCUAGUAGCAUUGGCAGUACAGGUAGUGGGAAGGACUGUGAGUUGAUGAGUAAUAACAUGGACCAGAAACAGAGGCAGAGAACAAGAGUGGCGAGUAGCGGGUUUGGGGGACUAAGUAGGAGUGGUAGUGUGAGCGAGUCCCCCUCGUGGCAUUUAGGAGGGGGGUUGAGUGCGGAGAAGAAGCGACGCAAGUUAAGUUGUCAGUGGGACAGUUGUCAUUCCCAGUUCGACUCAAUAACAGCUCUCAAUGCCCAUUUGAUGUCUGUGCAUGGAGCAAAUCCUAGUCCAGUUACACCUGGAUUGGUGGGUAGCCAAGGUCACGUGAUGUCCAUGUUGUCUCGAACUCAUUCGGAGUCGGACGUGGGCGAAGUGGAAGCACAACAGCAGUACAGAAGGACGCCUCCGGGAACACUCACGGAAGGCGAAGUUGUACCUGGAACCAGAAUUGUCACUCCUGAGAAUGGAUCACCGCAAGGAAGUAAUAUCAGCCAUAAUAAUCGCUCUCUCGUGGAAGUGAAGAAGGAACAGGCCUUUGGCCAGGGUUCUGAUGUUGGAGGGAGAGGAGGCAGUUAUUCUAAGUCACCAGUGACAGACGAGACGGUGUUAGAGUUGUCGCCUGCCUCCAAUGGUCACUUUCCCUGCGAGAUAUGUGGAAAAGUUUUCUCGAAAGUGAAGAGCCGCAAUGCCCAUAUGAAGAUGCACAGGCAUCAGCAGCAGCAUCAUCAACCACAGAGCAGUCAGAAUCUACAGCCACACCAGCUAAACAUGCAUCCGCUAGGGCACUUCCAGGCUGGAACAGGACCCUUGGGCAAUAUGUUGACGAACAGUGAAAUGCACAUGUACAAUAUGGCAGCACAGCAAAACUCGACAGGACUGGUGGAUCCGAGAACCCCUCCGCCUCUGUCACUAAGCCAACAGGCAAACACAGGUAGUGCAUUCGCCUUCCCAAGACUGAACGGGACUCAUCACAACUCAGCUGCUUCUGCUGCUGCGAUGGCCAUGCAUUCCCACUUGAAAGCUAACAACAUGAAUAGCAAUGUUUCGAACGAUACCUCAAACCAGAUACAUCGAGCAAUGCAAUUCCAAGGAGCAGGCGGAUCCAUGGGAACAUUCCACUUGUCAAAUGGGAAUGGCGCCGGGUCUAUGUCUUCCUUGAUGAAUGGCACCGGAAUUCAAAUGCAGAUGAACCAUGCGUUAGAAAAGGGAUCUCAACGCGGGACCCUUUUCGAAGAUAGUUUACAAUUGAGUGGACAGAACCACGUAAAUGAUAACAAUAAUUAUGGAAUACGAAACAGUGUUAUGGAUCUGGGCAUCCGCCGGAAUUCCGGAACUGCUUGUGGAAACUCCGAGGGAACAAUAUUGGGCAGUACUAAUCAGCUACAGUUGCAUCAGAUGGCGUCCAACUUAGAAAUGAGUCGGAUGGCGGCGGCCGCUGCUGCUGUUGGACCCGCAAAUUACUCUGUAGGUUUCAACCACAACUACACGACAGUAGCGGGACAGCACCAACAAGUGCAGCCGACUGUUGCGGGGUCCUCUUCUUUAGCAGUGUUGUCGUCGUCUCCACAUCCCCACAACAUGCCUCUUCAUGACUCAAACCAAUUCAGCCACCCACAAAUACACUCUUCCAUUUUCCACAGAUGACAAUCAAAAGACCUUCUAAAUGGGCAAAAUAAGAUUGGAACUACUACAAAUUGGUAUUGAUAGGAUUUUUUUAAAGUAUGAGCGAGCUGUAUCAGUGGAUUCCACUUCUAAUGUUGCUUUGGUUUGUCUGGUCCGAAAUGUCGAUCAUGUUUCGGUAUGUCUAUUUGAUAAAUUUGUGAGAUAGCUGAGUACUUCUGAUUGGGUAUGGAUUGCUAUAUCGUCUAUUCUUUCUUCUGUCCUAUAAUACGGUCCAAUGAUUCCUUUCGUUGUCUCUUUUGGUGUUUUGUGUUGGUAGAUUAGUUUCAAUUGUAUAUGUAGUAGUCAUAGAAUAGUACAGUAAUACAAUGUAUUAUAAAUGACCUCAAAUAUUUCAAAUAUCCUCACAAUGAUAGUUACUAUGUGUCUUUCUGGACACACGAACUGAUCAAAAGUUAUCUCGUUGAAUUAUCGCAGAAAUUGAACCUUUUUUGAAAAUAAAAAACA